AUGCCGGCGAAGGAUCUCAGUGACCUUCUCAACGUGCCCGUCCCGACGCAUGCCAUUCAGGCGGAAAAGGGACCAGGGACGAGGAGGAGCAGCACACUGCGCUCGCGGAUGCAUCCCAUUGCGGUGACGGAUUAUGGGAUGAAGCCGACGCCGGUAGCGCGUAGCAGCAGGAAAAAACAACUCCAAGCUGAAAUUCUUGACGAAAUCAACGGCCGUGGGUCUCAGCAUCGCAUGUAUGCGGUGUUUUACUGGAUCUUUUUUCUUCUGCUGAUUGUGGGAGUGGCACGGGCCGUCUUCUUGUACUGGCCGGAGUUUUGGUGA
Molecule: messenger RNA, 321 nt
Organism: Trypanosoma cruzi
Lineage: Eukaryota; Euglenozoa; Kinetoplastea; Trypanosomatida; Trypanosomatidae
Exons: 1
Coding region: 1-321 (106 amino acids)
Source: RefSeq, a predicted model, not a curated record